CCUCAUUCACUCUUGGUUAAGCUAGCUAGUUUGGUUCCUUUGCUGUGUUGCAAGAGAAAGCUUGCUUUUCAUGCUUGAUUUCUCUCCUUAAGGUUGUUUGGUUGCUUUCUACUUUGUAUAAAUUUAUGGAACCUUUCCCCACUUUAGCUCUGAUUACCACUUUGAUCAUAUCCCUCUUUUCACUCUUCCCACUCUCUCUCUCUCUCUCUCUCUAGACAUAUGAUCAUUUACUGUUGUGAUACAUAAACCGCAUCUUGAGAACAAGAGGGGGGAGAGAAUAAAGAGCCUUUUGUUUUAUCGCAAGAGUGGCUUGGCUGUCUUCUCCUUUGCGUUGCAGCUUCUUCUUCUUCUACUUCAUCUUCUUCUUCUUCUUCUUGGAAGCUUCAAUUUCUGCAUAAGAAUGUCUACCUGCAUCGAUGUUGCCCCUGAGCAACUCUGCUACAUCCCUUGCAACUUUUGCAAUAUUGUUCUUGCGGUGAGUGUCCCAUCCUGCAGCUUAUUCGACAUCGUGACCGUCCGAUGCGGGCAUUGCAGCAAUCUGUGGUCCGUGAACAUGGCGUCUGCAUUUCAGUCACUGUCCUGGCAAGAUGUUCAGGCACCCAACUACACUUCCACCAAUCAGAGGAUUGAUUUUGGUUCCUCUUCCAAAUGUAAUAACAAGACGGCAACGAGAUCACCUAUCACAAAUACUACUACUCCAGAAAGGCCUGUGAACAGGCCCCCAGAGAAGAGGCAGCGAGUGCCUUCUGCAUAUAACCAGUUUAUAAAAGAGGAAAUCCAAAGGAUUAAGGCCAAUAAUCCAGAUAUCAGUCACAGGGAAGCAUUCAGCACUGCUGCAAAGAAUUGGGCAUACUUCCCUCGGAUUCAUUUUGGGCUAAUGCUGGAGAACAACAGCAAAGCUAAGUUACCUUGAUCGUGAUUCUGGGAAACAUAUAUAAUCUCAAGGGUAGCCCUAUUGAACAAAAGAAAAUGUUGACCUUCAGUGGCAUCUCCGUUGUAGAGUUGAAGAAUGGCUUGAUUUUGAAUGUGUUCUUACUGCUUAAAGACAUAAAAAUAUGUACUUUCAUUUCUUCCUUGCGUUUGCUACAAGUUGUUUAGAAGAUGCUAUAUUUGGGAUCUUGUAAAACUAUAUAAACCACUUUCCUUUGGCUUUA
Diospyros lotus (date-plum) is the source of this 1154-nucleotide messenger RNA. Its product is annotated as axial regulator YABBY 5-like. The record is from RefSeq and is a predicted model, not a curated record. Gene Ontology annotation, biological process: abaxial cell fate specification; cell fate commitment; multicellular organism development. Bases 401 to 913 code for a protein of 170 amino acids. Gene Ontology annotation, cellular component: nucleus. The transcript has 7 exons. Lineage: Eukaryota; Viridiplantae; Streptophyta; Magnoliopsida; Ericales; Ebenaceae.